UGUUUCCUUGAUGACUUCUCCCCAAAACCUGUCUCACCAUUUGAUGCAUUUAGAAAAUUUUACUACAUCACGCUACUGAGAGACCCUGUGUCCCGUUACCUGAGUGAAUGGAGACAUGUCCAACGAGGAGCCACCUGGAAAACUUCCUUGCAUAUGUGUGAUGGUCGGACACCAACCCCUGAAGAGCUGCCAUCGUGCUAUGAAGGCACAGACUGGUCAGGAUGCACGCUGCAGGAGUUCAUGGAUUGCCCAUAUAACUUGGCCAACAACCGUCAAGUAAGGAUGUUGGCUGACUUGAGCUUGGUGGGCUGCUACAACAUGUCUUUUAUCCCCGAGAACAAGCGAGCGCAGAUCCUGCUAGAAAGCGCAAAGAAGAACCUAAGAGAUAUGGCUUUUUUUGGCUUGACAGAGUUCCAGAGGAAGACUCAAUACCUGUUUGAGAGAACUUUUAAUCUGAAAUUUAUCAGGCCAUUCAUGCAGUACAACAGUACAAGGGCAGGUGGAGUGGAGGUGGAUAACAACACCAUACGGAGGAUUGAGGAGCUCAAUGACUUAGACAUGCAGCUCUAUGACUAUGCAAAGGACCUUUUCCAGCAGCGCUACCAGUACAAACGGCAGCUGGAGAGGAUGGAGCAAAGGAUAAAGAAUCGGGAAGAGAGGCUUCUUCACCGGUCCAAUGAGGCACUUCCCAAGGAAGAGACAGAAGAGCAAGGACGCUUGCCCACUGAGGACUACAUGAGCCAUAUUAUAGAGAAGUGGUAGCCUAAGCAGACUUUUAUACUGAAUGGGAUUCUAGGGUUUCCUGUUAAAAGAUAAUGGAAGUAAAAAUACAAAACCACCACCAACAAAUCUUUUAUUUGAAAGCGAGUCUGUAUAACAGAAGGUAGAAUUCUUCUUUAAACAGUGGAUCUUUGUACUGUUUCUUAUAAGACCAAUGAGAUUCUUAAAAAAAAGACUAAAAAUAAAAAAGGAUCAACAUUAAAACUCAGAUUUAAAAAUGCACAAAUUCAGCCACCCAUUUAUGAGGCCAAAUACAAUGUAUGUUUCUUAUCCUCCCAAAUUCAAACACAAAUGGCGAAGGUAGUAUUUUUUGUUUAUCUGUUUUUCCACUGAGUAUGAAAACAGAUAUACAAACACACACAUGUAUAUAAUAAUUUUUUACAAUCAAGGUUUCCUUUUGUUUCCCUUCUUUUUUGGGGAGGGAGGGCAGAGGGGUAUUUUUGUUUUGUUAAAUUAAGAGUAGAGUGGCAAAGUUGAUUGCAUGCUAAGCUGUUAGGGUAUGAUCUCGCCACAGGGGCAGCUGCUCAGACUCAAAUGGACUCUUUUGAGAAAAUGGAGCAGAGUAAGAAAAGAAAAAGAUGACAAAGGAUGAGAAACAUUAAAGCAAAUGGACUGUGGCCAGAAUAUACUUAGCACAACAGUUUUGAUACAUUGCACUGGGGUCAUACGCAUAUGUCAUAUUGCCAUAGGUAAUACCAGUUAGUGAAUUCAUGCACAAACAUCCUCAGCUUUUACUUCACAAACAAGUUCCAAAAGCCAAAUAAAAACCAACCAAAUUCCAUGUAGAGUCUCACAUGCACACACAGAUGGAAUUGUCACCCCUUUCCGUGCACAGUAUAUUCCAAUCAGUACAACUUGUAAACAGCACAGGAAAAUCCUUUUCUGUACUUUAAAGAAACAAAGCACAGAGAGAGAAUAGGUAGCAUCACUCCCUCAUGCACCUGCAUCAGAGAGAGUUCAAGCAACACCCCAGGAGUCAUUGAUGGAGACAUGUUUGUUUUGCUGGUAUGGUGUAUGAAAUGAGAUUUAAUUACAACGAUCACGUGUACUUACAUAUACCUACAUUUCCAAAAUGCCUUUUUUGUUAGAUCAUGUUCCAAGUCCCGUACCCAGCAAAGUCAAUGGCAAAACAUCCACUGAUUCCAAAGGGAGCAGUCUUGAGACCUUGUUCUAGGACAAUAAGAUUUCCUGCCAUUGGCCUGAAUUAAUCUAGUGAGAGUGCAUGCUGUAAUGGGGCAGAAUGGCCUUGUGUGUAGAUCUUUUUUUCAACGAGGUGCACUUAUAAACCUGGAAACGGACUUCAUUGGUAAUGCUUUUCAGUCUCAGCCCCUGAUCAGACCAGAACCUUUCUCAUUUUUAGAGAGUCUAGUAACUUUAAUUCCCAGUCUAGGGGCAGUCUUACCAGCUUCUGCCUACUCUCAUUGCUUCAGAGGCCAGCAAUGGAUUGUCACAUUUCCCUCCUCCCCACGCACUGUUCAAAUCUGUCUAUUUUUUUUAUCACUGCUGUUGCUAUUCUAAGCACUUCUGCAUUGGUCUGAAACAUGGAAAAGAAGCAGGUUUUGUCUGCUCCAUGUAUUACCCAUUAUUACUCAGCCUCUUAGGAUCUGAGCUGGCUACUCUGUUUAGGGUGAAGUAUGAAUCAAAUGGCAGACACCUUGGUUUUCAAAGGCUAUGUUAAUUGCAGAUCAAAUAUGAGAGUGAAAUCACAGGAGAAGAGUCAGAGAGAUGAUAUAUUCAGAUCUAUCAUGUCCUUUUCACAGAGUUGUCUUUCCCUUUAUAGGAAUGCACUGAAGUGUGGCUCGCUUUGUAUUUUAAUUCUCUAUCUGCUGUUGCACACUGUUACCAACACUGUAGAAUUCAGAUUGAGUUUCGCAGGGGAGGUGGAUGCCCACUGCAGGAGCUGCCUGACUUCCAGAACAAACUGGGAGCAACAAAGCUUGCUUUUGGAGCUGCUCUUCCUUAAUAGAGAGGAAAGAUGACAGAGCAUCUGGAGAGAAAAUCUGGCAACACUAGGGAUUAAAACAUAACCCUAUUAUGGAUCUGAUCCAAAGCUCCUUGAAGUCAGCGGGAGUCAUCCCUUUGAUUUUAGCGGGCUUUGAAUCAGGCCUUCACAGCCUGGUCCAACAGAGCACUUACGUAUACUUUCACUUGAACCAUAAUGAGACAUACUGAAGUGCUGUGUUAGAUCAGACUUGUCAAUCAGCACCUGCUGGUGUUGUCCUCUUUAAAGGUCUGUCAGGGCUUCCAUUAAGAGCCACUCCUGGUUUACAGGGGUGUAUAACAUGGCCAUAAAUAUUUGCUCCAGGCUGGAAUGUGGAAAGCAAAACCUCCUGAAAACAAUUUGGUUUUGGAGCAGAGAGUACUAUAAACCCAUUCCUUCACUUCUAAAUUCCAGAAUUAGGAAUAACAAUGUUUGCUAGUUCUCAGCACUCGUGUGUUGAUGUAACUAAAGAAAACAUUGAUUUUUACAAAAUGCAAUUUUACAUUCUGUUUAUCCAUAAACGUAUAUAUGAGCUAUAAAAAGCAACUGUUUUAUGUGCACGCUAUCAAACUUUACCCAACGGCUUCUUACUGUGCAUUCAGUGUCAUGGAUCCAUAGUGCACAAAUGGUUACUUAAACUAAUCCAUAUUCAAAGUACGCACCAGAACAGAUCCAUAGACGAGCAUGCUGUGAAUGCUCAUGCAAUACUAUAUAUACACUGGUACAGCGUACUGAGAAUUUUUAUUGAGGGCCAAAUUCUGUCUUCAUGUAUCCAAAGGCUGUCAAUGAUUGGAGCUUCAUGAUCAAGGCUGACACUACAAUUUGGCCCAGUCUAUCAAGGUUAUUUCUGCAUUAUGGGCUCUAAAUAACUGGCUGAAUUUUAGUGGCUCUGUCUACAUGGUUCAAAAUUAGAAGAGACUACUGACCUUAAGAGCAUGUCAGUGAUAGAUUUUUUUCAAUAUUUGCUUUGUAAUAUAUUACAGUAACCAACAAAUGAAAUGAAACUACAUAAUAUUGUUAACAGUUUCCCUUAAACCCACAAAAGGAAGAACAGAAAGUUAUGGUGAUUUCUAAUGGUCUGAAUCCAGCCCAGAGAGCCAGAAAUUUCUGUAUUCAGAUUCUGGCUCUGACAUCCCUUGAGUUUAUUCUCAGUUUCUCCCAUCUGUACCCUGGGAAUAAGGAUACUCGCCACAGAAAAGUGGUGUGGGGGUUAACUAGUGCAAAGUGGUGCACAGAUAAAUUCUAAGCAUGAUUAGAGUAAACAAAGGAUACCAAGCCCACUAUGCCAAGUGGCUUGGCCAAAGAUUUUACACUAAUUUACUUGAAGGGCUGGGUCCCAGGCUAGGAUACAAUCACUGCACUGACACAGAACAUUCUUGCUUUAGUGGGCUUAAAGGAGCUUCUUUGACAUAAUGUGAAUGUAGUUUAUUGUGAUUUAUAUGUACUACGAUUUGGAGUGGUACCAGUUUUUAGGAGCAGAUUAUUUGAUGCUACAAUAACAUGAAAAAUGUAUGUGUAGUUUUAAAAUUAAUAGACAUCAUCUGCUUUAAGAAACUUCAGUGGAAUUAUUGCCCAGGUAUUUUGUUGCUGUUAAAUAUGUGCCCCUCUUUUCCAAUACAUCUCCCCUGCUGCUCCCUGAACUCUCUAUACAUUUAGAGCUUCUUAUAUAUGAUGCUUCUUCAUGAGACAAGGAAAUAUUUCAUACUAGCAGUGGGUGUAGGAGAAUUAUAGGGAUAGUGAAGACAGUUGCAAGAUUCUCGCCCAUGUCCUGUUGAAGUCCCUCGAGAGACUUCCUUUGAACUUAAUGGUAAUUGAAUCAGAUCCCAAGUCAAUAUAACAUUCGCCUAUUACAUCAUCUUACAUUGUUAUGUGUACAUUGGUUUCCUGCUAUGAUGGCAGGAAACUUCCAGGGAAAGUCGUCACUGCAGUUGAGAUCUUUAUGAAGUGAUUAUGAGAAUGUAUCUGAGUAGUAAUGCUUAGCGAGAAUGAUUACACUGGGUAGCUGCAUUAUUGGCGCCAAUGAGAGACCAGGGCCUGACUGUCCACUUUCUUAGAGUUUGUAUCAUCAUUACACCCAUGCAGACAGAGGUAUGGCAUGCUCCCACCAGUGUUCAAAGAAUUCGGGUCCAGUGGCCUAAAUAUGAAUGUUAUAACAAAUAAGAUACCUGCCUGCUCAAACAUUAGCCAGCCAAUCAGAUGCCACCUUUCAUCAUACCCUUUGAAGAAUGUUCCGUAUUGACUGGAGAGGCUCCUGUGUCCUGUCACCUGUUCCCCAGUCAGUCAUAUCUCACAACAGAAUGAGCACUGGUCAUUUUUCUGGUCUCUAUUUCCUUUCUUCUCAAGCUGGCCUUUUCUCUUCCAGGGCCUCCCUGCCCAAGAUUUUUAGUAGAACACUGAAAAAAAAAUUGGAGUGAAUUUAAUGGGAUUCAGACUGUCAUUCCUGCAAGCUGCAGUCCCAUGUAGGGGAUCUGGAACAGUUUGUACAGUAGGAGUGCUGAGAGGCACUGAACCAAACUGUAAGCCCUGGGUAUGAUAGAAACCACUAAGUUCUAGCACCUAUGGUCUUGUGUCUAUCCAUGAAACAAGGACGUCAUAGGCAGUAGCAUCAAAAGCCUCCAGUGGGCUUUUUGAACCUUUCUUGCAGUUCCGACCUCAUGGUUAUUUGCUUCUUAGUCUUGUUCCUCACAAGCAGGAAAGAAGUCCGGCUAUCAAUAGUAAUGCAGAACUUGCCCAUUAGAAACUAGUUUGAGGCAUAAGGACCACCUGCUCCCUUGACCACUGAACAGCUAUCAGCUGGUAUUGACUGGGUCAUUACUGAGCAACGUAUGACUUGCAUUUGUGACAGAGUUAAAAGGCUCCAUUGCCCCUUAUUACCAAUUCUUUGAGCCAUCCUCCCACUCUGAAAUUUUUUAAAGGUAAUAAAUAAACAGAUUACAGUAAUCUGCACAGAGACUUACUAAAUGUAAUGUUUCAAAGGACAUGUUUCGGCAUUGCAGUCCACAUAAGUUGAUAUAUUCAAAUCAUAGAGUUUCUGGGUUAGCUUUGUUCUUGUUUUUGUUACUAUUAGCAGAUCAUGUUCCAGUAACAGAAGUGAACACGACAUUUGCUAGCUGACUGAUAGUGGAGGUAGGCCUUUAAAGCACAGAUCAGUUAGCUGUAGUUACUGUUAAAGCUACAAUCUGUGGGUCACUCACACACAAUCAGUGUUAUCUGUGGCUGCGUGUUAAUGCCAUCCACAAGAACUCUGGCAAGGGGAAUGUGGCACUUGUAAGCACCUAGGUAUUAAAGCUUCCUUUGCCCACCCUAAGGGUGGUGGUUUUCAGUACAAUUCUUGACCAUCCAAGAUGAAAAAUAUGAUUUGUGAUCCAGCCUUUUUCUUCCCCCAAGUCUCCACUUCCUUCUACUACUGGAUUGAGAGAGCAGUACUGUUACGAAUAAUUUUAUAUUAAAAUGGCUUCUGAGUGUGAUUUGUUUUGUACAUAUUGGAGUAUGAUUUUAACUUAUUGCCCCUUUUCAUUCAUUUUAAUUGUUUUUUUUUUUAAUCAAUGUGAAGUUUCUGUGUGUGUGCAGUCUGCCAGGCAAAUGGACAGCAGCCAUGGGAUUUACAACCGGUUCUAUUGGAAACGGAUCUGAUUUUGUGUUGAUGUCAUUUGCUCUUGUCUGAGGUUUCACUUUUGUUCUUUUUAAUUUCUGCUCUGCUGCAUGAGGCUGCAGUAGAGGAAAUGGACAACACAGGCAGGGCAUUCAUUUCCUUCCCCUUUGCUUUUUUAUCUACCAAGGGGCUCAGUUCUUAUAUCUAGAGGUUUGUGUGUCUGAGGGUAAAAACAGAAAUUAAAAUAAACCUCCUCACGCCUGUUUUCCUCCCAGUUGUAGAUCAAACACUUUCACCUUCUUUUAAAAACAGUAGUAGCUAGGGUCAUCCACCUGUGUUUCCAUUAGGCUGAAUCUGUAUGGUUUGCAAUUUCAUUUCAGGAACUUAAAAAAAAAAAACUGUUUAACUUAAGCCAAGUACCACUUAAAGCUUUAUAUAUUUAUUUAUAGCAUCUUACAAUAAUGUUAAGGUUUGUUUUUUUCUCUCCAGUACAAAAAAUAUUAAAAAUAAUAAUCAUCUAAUGGUUUUUGUCUAGAUCAAGAAUGAAUGUUAGCAGAUGAAAUAAACCCUAAAACCAAGCCUCUGUUGUGUGGGUGUUAUACUUACAUUGGCCUUUUGGAACCUGUAUUCUCCAGUGAUUUGCCUGCCGUUUUGACAACAUAAAAUGUCUUGCAUGUAUUACAUGGUGAUAAAGCUGCCAGUUGGCCUGAGAGGCCAUGGUUUCACAAUUUCUAUACAAAACACUUAGAAACAGAGGAAUACAGCCCAUUCAUUCUUAACAUGACAUAAAAUGUAGCCCAAAAGUCCAGACAUUGGUCAUUCAACUUUCUAAAUGAGUUUAUUUUAACUCUGAACAGUCAUACGCCCUUUCACUCACCUUUGCUUUACACACAGUCUGCAUACUGAUUUUAAGGCUAGAAAGUUCAACAAGAGAGUAUAUGUUAUGCAAGUAUUGAACAUUCACAGGGAAUUGUCUUAUAUUUAAAAAUAUUCCCAAAGUAUUCUGAGUUACUUGACCAAGCAGGUAAUAAAAAUGUACUUUGUUGAAUAGCUCAAAUUGCCAGUGGUGCAAAAAUGUAUAAUUCUGCCAUUCAUACAAGCAUCACUAGACUUUAGAGUUAACAUCUUAUACUAAGGAUGAUAGCUUUAUACCUUAAGAGCUAUGAUGUCUGAUUUUCCCCUCAUGCUAUAGGUAAAUUAGGACCUCAAAACAUUUGGGAGUGAGUGGA
Pelodiscus sinensis (Chinese soft-shelled turtle) is the source of this 7582-nucleotide messenger RNA. The record is from RefSeq and is a predicted model, not a curated record. NCBI's taxonomy places the organism in Eukaryota, Metazoa, Chordata, Testudines, Trionychidae.